Molecule: messenger RNA, 1884 nt
Organism: Geosmithia morbida
Lineage: Eukaryota; Fungi; Ascomycota; Sordariomycetes; Hypocreales; Bionectriaceae
Product: nucleoporin NUP42
Exons: 4
Coding region: 1-1884 (627 amino acids)
Molecular function (GO): metal ion binding
Source: RefSeq, a predicted model, not a curated record
AUGCCUCUCUGUCGCUAUUUCCAGCAGGGGAACUGCAAGUUUGGAAGCCGCUGCCGCUUCGAUCAUCCCGGCGCAACUACGCAGUCCCAGUCCCAGACUUCGAACAGCUAUGCGACGAAUAACCGAUUCGGGCUCUACGGGAAAAGCGCUGGAGGCAAGACCACUGGUAGCAAGGGCAAUUCAGGAGGAAAGACUCUUGAGGACUACAAAGUCUCGACUGAUACGAUCAAGGCCGAUCUAACGACCGAGACGCCCCAAUGGAUCCUCUCAGCCUACGGCCCCGGCCGGAACACGCCCGAACAGCUGUUUGGCGGAUACCCGCGCGAGCAGAGCUUUGAAGAAAUGAGGCUGCAUUAUCUGACGGGCAAGGCCGAGGGUCGUGAGCAAGAAGUUCUCAACCAAGCACAGGAGCUCUACAAAAUCGCCCGCCAGCAGAUGGACAAUGCAGUCAACAACGUCGUCGAAGCCGCCAACUUUGUUGUCGGGGCCGAGAACACUCACCCGAACCGACACGACAUAUGCCAGCAGGGCACCCAGGGCCAGCCCUUUGGCGAGUUUUCAGUCGGCAAGCGGUCCCUACCGAGUGGCCCGUCAAACACCAACGCCUCGCCCUUUAAGUCGGCAGGCCAGACCAACUCGUCGUCAGCCUUUGGUGUGCCCAGCGGAGGGACAAGCGCUUUUGGACAGCCGAGCCAGCCCCCGAGCGCCUUUGGACAACCGUCGCAGCCUGCGCCCUCGGUGUUCGGCCAGCCCUCACAGCCGGCUGCCAACCCCUUCGGACAGCCUUCCACACCCCUGCAGCAGACCCCCGCCUUCGGUCAGCCGUCGCAACCGGCGCCUGCGUCGGGGUUUGGAACGCCGUCCUUCGGACAGCCUUCGCAGCCGACCAGUACGUUUGGCCAGCCCUCGAAGCUCGGCACGAGCGCCAGCGCGUUUGGUAGGCCGUCGUUCGGACAGCCUCCCCAGCCUGCUGCCCAGCAACCUUCCGCAUUUGGCCAGCCCUCGCAGCCUCCCGCUGCUCAGCAGACUUCUGCUUUCGGUCAGCCCAGUCAGCUAGGCCAGAACGCCAGUCCGUUUGCCGCAUCAGGCGCGCCCCCCCAAGCCAGUCCGUUUGGAGCUGCCAACACCGGAGCCUCCAACAAUGCCCCCGGCGCAUUCGGACAGCCGUCGCAAGCACCUGCUGCUCCUAGUAAUACAUUUGGUUCCGCGUCACAGACGACGUCGAGUCCUUUUGGACAGCCUUCACAGGCGCCACCUUCAGGAGCCUUUGGAAAACCUGCUGCUGCUGCUGCUGCUGCUCCGGCAAACCCAUUCGGGUCGGCAAGCAACAACAACCAGGCAAACGAGACGGCCAGUCCAUUCGGCCAAAAGGCCCCGAACCACAGCCCCUUUGAGUCUCAGCCUCAGCAACAGUCUACCAGCGGCACUUUCGGACAAGCUUCCACUCCCAACAGUAACCCCUUUGGUAGUGCCCAGCCACCACAGCAACAGCAGGCUUCGGCCUUCUCUCAGCCUCAGCAGACGAGCAGCGGCACAGCAUCCACGUCGUCGAACAACCCCUACCCGCCAGAGAGCACGAGGCAGCACCCGCCUAUAGAGAGCUACACGACCAAGGGAAUGGAUGGCAGACUGAGCAUGUUUCGCGGCAAGCCCGUCACAUACCACGAGGGGAAGCCGGGUAUCAAGAACCUCAACGGCACGUUUCAGCGUAUCUGGUUCCCAGACGGACCACCCAGUUUUAACAAGGAUACGGCGUUGGCACCAGACGCGUAUGACGGCCCGUCCAAAGCGCAGUGGGCGUCAUUUGCCGAGACGGGGCAGUUUGCCGAGGGGGUCAUGCCGGAGCUGCCGCCGCCCAGGGAGUGUACGCUGUGGAAUUUUUAA